GUCAUCGCAUCUCUCUUCCUUUCCAGAACUUUCGAUUCCUCUUCCUUAUAUACUCUCUCUCAUCCGACUGUCCUUUUCAAAUUAAGUGGCACAACCAGACUCAUUUCGAAAUUCGUUUAAAAAAUCCAACGUUUGUCAAAUGACAACGCACCGUUGACGUUCUGAGAUGAAAAUUUCCUGAUCAAACUCAGAAAACCCAAUUCAGGGAAUCCAAAACCCUUAUGGUUGAAUCUAUUUUCUUCAGCUGCCUAGUUCAAAAGAUCUGUUUUUUAAGAUGAAAUUUCCCUUGCAGGAGAAGGCAAUGAAAGGUGUAGCGGUGAAGGAAGAGGAAGCUGGCGGCAGCUCGUCUUUUGUCUUGUCUCCACAGCCGAUGGAGGGAUUGCACGAUUCCGGCCCGCCUCCGUUCUUGACAAAGACAUUCGACAUGGUUGAGGACCCGGCAACUGACUCGGUCGUAUCAUGGAGCCAAUCUCGCAACAGCUUCAUCGUGUGGGAUGCGCACAAGCUCGCCACCAAUCUCCUUCCCAAAUACUUCAAGCACAGCAAUUUUUCCAGCUUCAUACGCCAGCUCAAUACAUACGCAAGUACUCGAGCUGUUUGAUUCUUUGCAUUUCUCUGACAAAGGCAUUAAAGCUAGUUAUUUCUAUUGAUUUUGGUGUUUUACGACUGAUUGGAGUUGUUUUCUUUCUUUAUGUUUGGAACUGGAAAUAUUCAAAUGUGAAAAUUAUCGUUUUUUGUGA
Molecule: messenger RNA, 740 nt
Organism: Magnolia sinica
Lineage: Eukaryota; Viridiplantae; Streptophyta; Magnoliopsida; Magnoliales; Magnoliaceae
Product: heat stress transcription factor A-2-like
Exons: 2
Coding region: 275-601 (108 amino acids)
Biological process (GO): regulation of transcription by RNA polymerase II
Cellular component (GO): nucleus
Molecular function (GO): DNA-binding transcription factor activity; RNA polymerase II cis-regulatory region sequence-specific DNA binding
Source: RefSeq, a predicted model, not a curated record